Molecule: messenger RNA, 705 nt
Organism: Phytophthora sojae
Lineage: Eukaryota; Oomycota; Peronosporomycetes; Peronosporales; Peronosporaceae
Exons: 2
Source: RefSeq, a predicted model, not a curated record
CCUGAGUCCUUUGACAAGCUCCAGGCGUUACUGGAGCCGCUGUACUACCGCAAGUACGGGCUCCCCGGUAAAAACACGCAGUACACCUUCGACUACGGGCUGGCUGUGCUGUUGACCUACUAUGGUAAUAGCUGUGGCCAAGAUGGGGACGGUAUUGGAGGAGCUGCAAACCAGUUGGGGAUGUCAAGAACAGCAGCACUUCGAUACAUUCAGAACCUGGAGGAGCUUUUGUGCGGUAUGAUGAAUGAUAUCAUCUACUUCCCGGCACCUACAGCGGAUGCAGAGUGGGAUGACAUGGUCGAUGGCUUUGCCGCACGUGGCGGAGAUUUUCCAGACGUGGUGUGUAUUUUUGACGAGACUAUAGUUCGUACUCGACGUCCAAAUGAGCACUUGGGGUUUUAUGAUAAGAGCGGGAAGCCUUCAUAUAACUGUCUUGCUGCGAUAGAUUACCGCAACAAGUUCCGCUACAUCGGCGUAUUCAGCGGAAGCAACUCCGAUCAAUCCAUGUGGAAUCAAUCGGAGGUUCUUGGAGCUCGCGCCCGGCAUCUGUGCCCACUGGGGGUGAACUGGCUGGGAGACUCUGGAUUCAAGAUCUGGCCGUUCCGGCCUUGUCGUAGUUGCCUCAGAGGCAGCGAGUGCGGAAACGUUAGACGACAUCUUGAAGUGGACGGGAAACAACUGAUAUAUUGCAUAUUAUUCGAUUAG